CAGUGAAAGAAGAAGAGCUCGGGAAAGGACGGGAGAGGAAUUCACUUAUUUACAUCACUGACACAAAGCGUCGACAGGAAGACACAAACCAAUUUAAAGAGUUCCUCUUCCUUAAACUACAUUAAUCGACGGAAUACAUUCAACACGUUACCAAGCGAUGGCCCAAGAGACGAACCAGAGCCCCGUGCCUAUGCUGUGUACCACAGGCUGUGGUUUCUAUGGCAACCCUAGGAAUAAUGGCAUGUGCUCCGUUUGUUAUAAAGAGAACCUGAACAGACAGCAGAGCAGUGAUCGUAGUCCCAUGAGCCCACUGGCUGGCAGCCCUUCAUCAGAGACCUCAGCUAUACAGAGACUAGAAGCCAGUAUAAACAAAGCAGAACCCUCACCUACAACCAGCACAGAUGCCAUGAGAGAAUGUAUACCUUCGAGCUCCUUACCAGUUACACAACAGAUGACAGAAAUGAGUAUUUCAAGAGAGGGAAAGGUCUUGUCGCCUAAGGCAGAGGCUGUCGGACCAGUUAUAUCACAGCCCACCUCGUCCUACUCCCCUGCUCUCGUUGCCGAGUCCAGCGAUGAGGGCAAGAGCCCAGACUCCUCCAAACCUAAGAAAAACAGAUGCUUUACCUGCCGUAAACGAGUGGGCCUAACAGGAUUUGACUGUCGAUGUGGGAAUAUUUUUUGUGGAAUUCACCGGUACUCGGACAAGCACAACUGCACGUAUGACUACAAGACAGAAGCCGCUGCUAAAAUACGCAAGGAGAAUCCUGUAGUGGUGGCCGAUAAGAUCCAGAGAAUAUAAGCUUUUCCACUUUUUCCCGAAAUGUGAUCGGAACACUGGUGGAUUAAACGAAUGACUUGGAAAAACGGACUGGUGUUUUUCUACCACCUUAAGAAAAUGAGAACCAUAGCGCCUGAGGCUCAUGCAUGAAAGAUCUUACAGAUUUUGGUUUUGUAUUAGGUAUGAAUUUCUUUCCAAUUUUUGAUUUCUCUCUCUCUGUUUUUAUGCUAGUUAUAUUCUUUCGUCACCUGAACAACUUUUGUUUGGUUUGAUUGUUGUCGUUUUUUUUGUUUUUUUGCCCGUUCCCACCCUCACACAAUGGGAGUGGCUGAUACUCUGUGCCAAAAUGUGGCAGUAUAGAUCUCGAGGAAGCUUUGUAAAAGUAAUUUCGGCCUCGAACUUGUUAUCAUGAAUGACUGCAAAUUUUCAAGAGGUGUGUCAAAGUUGGACUUUUACCUGAUGUGUGCUGCAUGUGUUCGUAUGUCAUUACAAUAUGUUCUUUAAAACAGUUGGUGUACCCAAAGGUCAGAUUGGAACCUGGUGACGCUCAAUCAUUAUUUCCGUUCAUUUAGCAUCUGUUUAAAAUGUGAACUAUUGCUACUGUGAUGUCACACCCUUUCUUUGUUUUUAAAUGGAGGGUUAAUAUUCAUCAAAUUUAGCAUUUUUCAUCUGAAGUUGACAUAUACAAACCAAUAACCUUCAUUUUGUCAGAGUUUUGCUUAUGUCUAUGGUAACUGAGAGAUAUGGGAGUUUGUGAUUUUUGGGUGGAUGUAUGUAGACCAUUUAAUUUGGCUGUAAGAUGACACAGUCUAUUUUUGUGUGCGCAAAGGGAAAUGUGAGUACGAGCCCUUCUUCCUGUUGUCAAAGUGAGACAAGCAUAUAGACAGCAUUUGAAACACUGCAAUAGUAUAAACAGUAUGUCAGACAUGAGUAUAAAUUAUUCUUUAUCUUUUUGUAGCACCCACAGUGCACCUGUCUUUUUUGUGUGUCUGCAAGCCGAGUGUAUGUAUUGUAUAUAAUGUUUAUCCUCUGUAGGGAGUGAGGUUUUUCUGAAGACAUGUAUGUGUUGAGAGUAUGUUCCUGUUUGAGGUUUAUUUUCAUUUAUUAGUUAUAUUCAAAUUUGUAUGAAAAAUCACCCACGUCUAAUAUUUAUGUAUUGCAUUUAAUCCUUUUACCUGGCAUUAAAGAAUAUAGUAUUGUAAAUAAAAUAAACGAAGAAAACAUACAAA
Molecule: messenger RNA, 2007 nt
Organism: Paramisgurnus dabryanus
Lineage: Eukaryota; Metazoa; Chordata; Actinopteri; Cypriniformes; Cobitidae
Gene: zfand5a
Product: zinc finger, AN1-type domain 5a
Molecular function (GO): DNA binding; zinc ion binding
Source: RefSeq, a predicted model, not a curated record